Sus scrofa (pig) is the source of this 1572-nucleotide messenger RNA. NCBI's taxonomy places the organism in Eukaryota, Metazoa, Chordata, Mammalia, Artiodactyla, Suidae. The record is from RefSeq and is a predicted model, not a curated record.
GAGAGAGCAGAGGAAAUACUCAAUCUGUGUCCCUCACUCCUGGGAGCCUGCCUUCUCACUCCAGGACUGCAAAAGGAAGCAAUCCCCAAAAUGAAGACAGCUUUCAUUUUGCUCAGCAUUUUGGGAAUGGCCUGUGCUUUCUCGAUGAAAAAUUUCCAUCGAAGAGCCAAGUUAGAGGAUCCUGAAGAAAAUGGGGUCUUUAAGUACAGGCCUCGAUAUUAUCUGUACAAGCACGCCUACUUCUACCCUCCUCUAAAACGAUUUCCAGUUCAGAGCAGUAGCGACUCCUCUGAAGAAAAUGGAAAUGGUGAUAGCUCAGAAGAGGAGGAGGAAGAAGAGGAGAAUUCAAAUGAAGAAGAAAACAACGAAGAGAAUGAAGAUUCCGAUGGAAAUGAAGACGAAGACUCCGAGGCCGAGAAUAUCACUCUUUCCACCACCACACUUGGCUACGGAGGGGACGUAACGCCGGGAACCGCGAGUAUAGGUCUCGCUGCCCUCCAGCUUCCCAAGAAGGCUGGGGAUAUAGGAAAGAAGUCUGCAAAAGAGGAAGAAAGUGAUGAAGACGAGGAGGAAGAGGAGGAGAAUGAAGAAAAUGAAGCAGAAGUGGAUGACAACGAGCAAGGCACCAAUGGUACCAGCACCAACAGCACAGAGGUGGACAGUGGCAAUGGCCACAGUGGUGGGGACAAUGGAGAAGAAGGCGACCAAGAGAGUGUCACUGAAGCCCAAGGAACCACCGUGGCUGGAGAGCAGGACAACGGUGGCGCCAAGACCACGACCUCUCCGAAUGGUGGGCUUGAACCAACACCUCCACCCCAGGACAUCUCUGGGACCACCCUGCCUCCGUCUGGGAAAACCACCACCCCUGAGUACGAGGGGGAGUAUGAACAGACAGGCGCCCACGAGUAUGACAACGGAUACGAAAUCUACGAAAGCGAGAAUGGGGAACCUCGUGGGGACAGUUACCGAGCCUACGAGGAUGAGUACAGCUACUACAAAGGGCGCAGCUACAACAGCUAUGGGGGCCACGAUUACUACUAGGUCCCUCGAAGGCCUGGACUGGAGCGAUUGCAUCCAUUCUGGCAUUUGUGUGUGUGGCUGCCAUUUUCCAAGUUCAACUCAGGAAGGUGCAAUAUAACAAAUGUGCGAAUUACACAACGGGGAAUGGUGCUCCUGUUCCAACGUGGUCUUCUGGACUUGCUUCUACAAGAAAUGGGCUUCUUAGGGCUUGUCCCUGGUGUGUUACCAAAAGGUCGUAAAGCAGGGCCCUUUAUCAAGGGGUAAACGAAGGCAUGAAAUUGUGGGCGCCGGAAUAUUUUGAGGCUGUAGUUCUAUAAACGGUAUUUUUAAGGUGUUUGCACCCACUGCUAAAACACACUCGUUGUGCAGGAGGUUCUUCCUGGAAGAGAGUUAUUGGCAUUCGUUACACCGCAAUAAAUGUGUAGUUGCUUAAUCACGAUACCUACCCGUCACUGUGUAUUAGGUUGAAGUAUCAUCCUCAUGUAUUUUUAUGUGACCUCCAUGUAUAUUCUAUCUAUGGGUUUAUCACAAAUAAAGAUGCAAUCCUUCAAA